AUGACUUCUAAACAUUCUUUAGGAUACAACCCAUUUAUAGACGUGCAUAAUGAUAAUCAUAAGAAUAAAAGGCUUAAGUUACGACUUCCUCCCAAAUUCAUGAAAAAGCCAAGAAUUCUAAGUUUAGAUGAACCACUUAAACCUGGGUCCAGCAAAAACUACGAGCAUAUUAAUAAGAACAGUGAUUUAAUAAUCAACAAUGAAAUUCAAGAUGAUAUAAGAACAGAUGUUGAUGAUGUGAAAACACAGCGUCGUGAUCGUGAUGAAGAUAGACGCAUUAAAAGUUCUGAUUUUAAGAAGCAAACGAAAGCGUCAUUUGAAAAUGAUACAGAGAAUUAUCCAUUUCGCACAGAUAUUGGUCAACUAAACAGAAGCAACUUUAAAAGGACAAAGCAAAAUUCUGAAUCAGAUGAUGACAAGUUCAUGAUUAAAACAGAACAAAAGACAGACGAAGAAUUAAUUCAGGAGUGCGAGGAGACCGAAGAGAUUGCAUAUCAAGAACAGCCUGAACGUGUUACUCAACAAAAGCAUAGCCGGAAGGAGAAGAGUGUAUCCCCAGUUAAGAUAGAAAGUGAUGAUAUCCUUGAAUCCAUUGAAGUCAAAAGAGAAGGAAGUUGCAACAAUGAAGUGGAAAAGUUGGAUGAAACGAAGAACGGAUCGUUUACAAGACGAUCCAGUGAUGAAGGAAGCAGUAGUCAGGUUCCUAAUACGGAUUCUGAAGAUACGAAUGAGGAGGAGGAUAUUCCGGUACAGGUUCGUUCGGAACUGACUCUGGUAGCUAAAUCUUUUCCAGGAUUAUCCCAUAAGUAUAAGCUUAUGGAUAAAAUUGGAGAGGGGACGUUUUCGUCUGUUUAUAAAGCAAUGGAUCUUCGAGAUGUAACUAAGAAAAGUUUUGCUAAUGUUGGAUGGAUGAGCCAGAUGGAAUAUAAACGGGGGCAUCCAUUAGUUGCACUCAAACUUAUAUAUGUCACCUCCUCUCCACAAAGAAUAUUGAAUGAACUCCAGUUGCUACACAGUCUUGUUGGAUGCCCAAACGUGGCUCCCCUGGUUGAUGCACUACGAUAUGAAGAUCAAGUGAUAGCUGUUCUUCCCUAUUACAAGCAUGCUGACUUCAGGGACUUUUACAGAGAUUUGCCCUUGUCAGGAAUUCGUAUAUAUAUGAGAGAACUCUUAGAAGCAUUGUCAUUUGUACAUGAAAAGAAAAUCAUCCACAGAGAUAUUAAGCCGACGAAUUUCCUCUAUGAUCCAUUCACCAGAAGAGGGGUUUUGGUUGACUUUGGAUUGGCCGAAAGGGAAUGUGUGCCGGAUCCAAGUGCAUGCCCUUGUGUCAAAGGUGGCCUUUCUAAUGAUGAAAUUCCACCUGAAAAUAUUCUACCAACUACUGGAUAUCUUAAGGAUGAUUCAAGACCAGGUCGACGUGCAAAUAGAGCUGGUACUAGAGGUUUCCGUGCUCCGGAAGUGUUAUUCAAGUGCCCCAAUCAAACAACAAAGAUUGAUAUUUGGUCUGCAGGCGUAAUGCUUCUCACAUUGCUGGCCAGGAGAUUUCCCUUUUUUAACUCAUCGGAUGACAUUGAUGCAUUGACGGAACUCACAGCAAUUUUUGGACGGGACGCCAUGAAGAAAUGUGCAAGGUUGCAUGGUCUUGGAUUCGAAUGUAACCUUCCUCAUCUUGAGUAUAUGCAUCCGUUUGGCUCUAUAGUUUACGUUGCAGUUCUUCUGGAUGCGAAGGAAGGUGAUACAUUUGCUGAUGAUUCUCCAGCCUGGGAACUCUUAAGUGCGCUUGAUAAGAAUGGAAGACCAACAGAUACGCCUUUGGGUAAAGAUUAUGCCGAAGCACUAGCUUUACUACGGGAAUGUCUGAUGCUCGACUAUAAAGAGAGGGUGACUGCGGAUGAGGCAUUGCAACUAGAUUUCUUUACCAGACACACAGCGGACACAGAUGAGGUUUUGUUAGGGUGA
Molecule: messenger RNA, 1959 nt
Organism: Brettanomyces bruxellensis
Lineage: Eukaryota; Fungi; Ascomycota; Pichiomycetes; Pichiales; Pichiaceae
Exons: 1
Coding region: 1-1959 (652 amino acids)
Biological process (GO): protein phosphorylation
Cellular component (GO): cytosol; nucleus; protein kinase CK2 complex
Molecular function (GO): protein serine/threonine kinase activity; ATP binding
Source: RefSeq, a predicted model, not a curated record